AGAACUUGGCAUUGGAUUGAGAGAUUCCACGGAGUGAAUAUAGUUUUCGCAGCACAAAAUGUCCAGUGAAAUUUUAAGUUUUUAUAAGGACAAGACGGUUUUUUUAACCGGAGGCACAGGAUUUCUGGGAAAAGUGAUUAUAGAAAAACUGUUGCGGUCGACAGAUGUGAAACGUAUAUAUAUCCUGUUGAGACCCAAGCGGGGUGAAAACGUGAAAGGACGUUUUGAGACAUGGAAGCAAGACCAGGUUUUUGAAGUUCUCCUCAAGAACAAGCCGCACGCCCUGGAGCAUGUGACUCCAAUUUCUGGGGACUGCUGUGCGCCGGACAUGGCCAUCAGCGAGGCGGAUCGAAGGAUAUUGAUAACGGAAGUGCAGGUGGUUAUGCAUGGAGCCGCUUCAGUUAGAUUCAUAGAACCACUGCAGCAGGCGUUGAACAUCAACACGAGGGCGGUGCGCCUUAUGGUUCAGCUGGCCAAGGAAAUGCGGCGCCUCGAGGCCUUCGUCCACGUCUCGACGGCAUUCUCCAACUGUGUGGUGUACCAAAUCCAAGAGCGUUUCUACCCGGAGAACCUCACCUGCCCCGUUGAUAAGGUCCUCGACCUGAGUGAGUCCCUCGGUGGGGAGAUGGUAGAGAAGAUUGCACCGGCCUUACUCGGAAAAUACCCAAACACAUACACCUACACUAAGGCCCUGGGGGAACAGGUGAUUCAGGAGGAGGCCAAGGAUCUGCCAGUCGGCAUUUUCCGACCAGCCAUUAUUACAUCCACUUUUAAAGAGCCUGUUCGUGGUUGGAUUGAUGGCUUACAAGGACUGAUUGCGAUGAUGUUUGGCAUUAAUUACGGGGUCAUCCACAUAGCACUUGUUAAUCUUAAAGUUAAUGUUCCCUUAGUUCCUGCUGACUAUUGUGUCAACGUGGCCAUCGCCACAGCUGUACAGAUAGCCAAGAUCUCCCAGCAAGACAAAAAGAGUGCAAUUCCUAUAUACGCCUUUUCAAGCUGCCAAUCGAAUACAGUGACCUUUGGAGACCUAUCGGAAAAAUGUUACCAAACUGGGCUGACCAAGCCGACUGAAAAGAUGAUUUGGUACCCAUUUAACCAUAACAUCGCUUGUCCGUAUAUUUAUGACAUCGGCACCUACUUCUAUCACUUUCUGCCCGGAUUUCUGAUGGACAUCGCGUUGCGACUGAAAGGUCAAAAGCCGAUGAUGGUAAAGAGGUAUAGAAAGAUCGACGAAGGAAUGAAAAGCUUGUUUCCCUUUACAAGGAGGAACUUUCUCAUGGAAACAAAUAAUACCGACCAGCUGUGGCAGUCAAUGUCGCCGGAGGAUAAGAAAAUGUUUCAUUUUGAUAUGUCGACACUAGACUGGAACGAAUAUACUACGAGCGUCAUGCUCGGGAUCAGGCUGUUCUUGUUUAAGGAUCUCCCGACACCAGAAUCUUUUGCUAAGGGCAAGAGAAUUUUAUCUAGGUUUUACGUAUUGGAUACAAUUCUUAAAUGUGUUAUAAUUCUUGUAGCCGGUGCAUUUGCUUGGUUUGUAUUUAACCUAGCAUUCAAUUAGGGCCCCUACUUCCUUAAACUACGAGGCAAAAGUGAUUUUUUUCCACUAUUAGAAAUAAGUUUCUUCUUGAUAUAUAAAUAUAUAUAUGUAAAUAUAUUUCGUGUACAAAUAAAAAUAUAUUUUUAUGUAACAGGGGAUCUGUAUCAAAAUCGGA
Messenger RNA from Drosophila suzukii, 1712 nucleotides. RefSeq names its product fatty acyl-CoA reductase wat. Gene Ontology annotation, biological process: long-chain fatty-acyl-CoA metabolic process. Gene Ontology annotation, molecular function: alcohol-forming very long-chain fatty acyl-CoA reductase (NADP+) activity. The record is from RefSeq and is a predicted model, not a curated record. Gene Ontology annotation, cellular component: peroxisome. NCBI's taxonomy places the organism in Eukaryota, Metazoa, Arthropoda, Insecta, Diptera, Drosophilidae.